Messenger RNA from Galendromus occidentalis (western predatory mite), 495 nucleotides. Its product is annotated as diacylglycerol kinase kappa-like. The transcript has a single exon. Lineage: Eukaryota; Metazoa; Arthropoda; Arachnida; Mesostigmata; Phytoseiidae. The coding region runs from base 1 to 495 and encodes 164 amino acids. The record is from RefSeq and is a predicted model, not a curated record.
AUGAACACCUUCAAGGUAAACGAUCCCGUCUGGGUACAUUUCCCGUUCCGGAAAAUAGGUCAAUCGGACAAGCUACAGGGCCCCUACUUCGGACCUUUCAAAAUAAUGAGACGGAAGGGACCAGAAACAUUUAUCGUGGAACCCGAGCCUCACGCAACACUGCCAGGACCCCGUACGAAAGCGCAAGUCGUACACUCGACUAGACUGAAAAUGGUUCAGCGGCCAGCGCCUGCAACCCGACACGGGGGAGUAUCGGAUCCAGCACCUGAACCAGCUCCCGAUCCACCUGAACCAGCUCCCGAUCCACCUGAACCAGCUUCCAAUCUACUCGAUAUAACGUCCGACCCGGCAGCUGAUCAAGCCGAGGACACAGCCAUCGAUCCGCAGAACGACCCUACAGAUGGAGCGCCAAUCGAAGACGAGGCGACAGUCUCGUCACCUAGAUACCCCAGUAGAACAAGGAAAGCGCCACAACGCUUCGCGGAUCCAUUUUAG